Lolium perenne is the source of this 1308-nucleotide messenger RNA. The record is from RefSeq and is a predicted model, not a curated record. NCBI's taxonomy places the organism in Eukaryota, Viridiplantae, Streptophyta, Magnoliopsida, Poales, Poaceae.
AUGGCUGCACGCUGCGCCUCUUCUCCAUCCCCUUCCGCGCGCCCUCGUGGCCACGCGCUCUCGCCCGCACCUAGCAGCGAGCCUACGCGAAGCAGCGGUGGCAUCCUCGCGGAAGGCAGCAGCAAGCUGCGAGCCGCGUGCGCGCGUCACCUGCGCCCAAGCAGCAGCUCCAGCGCCCAUCUCCAUCGUCCCGCGCGACGCGCGUGCGGCGAACGCAACUGGAAGCAGCACAUCAGCUGGCGGCGCCGCGCGCCCCUGGCAGCAGCAAAGCUUGCGUGCGCGCGACCUCGUCCGGCUGGGCCCUCGAGGCCAUCGUCCGACUGCGACUUCGUCGCCUCGUCCGGCUGCGUCUUCGCCGCCUCGUCCGGCUGCGCCUCGUCCGGCUGCGCCUUCGUCGUCUCGUCCGGCUGCGCCUUGUCCGGCUGCGACUUCGUCGCCUCGUUCGGCUGCGCCUUGUCCGGCUGCGACUUCGUCGCCUCGUCUGGCUGUGCCUUCGUCGCCUCGUCCGGCUGCGCCUUCUGCGCCUCGUCCGGCUGCGCCUCGUCCGGCUGCGCCUUCGUCGUCUCGUCCGGCUGCGCCUUCGUCGCCUCGGCCGGCUGCGCCUUGUCCGGCUGCGACUUCGUCGCCUCAUCCGGCUGCGCCUUCGCCGCACCGGCCGGCUGCGCCUCAGCCUCGUCCCGCCGCCUCGUCCGGCUGCGCCCUCGCCGCCUCGUCCGGCUGCGCCUUCGCGCCUCGUCCGGCUGCGCCUUCGUCGCCUCGUCCGGCUGCGCCUUCGCCGCCUCGUCCGGCUGCGCCUUCGCCGCCUCGUCCGGCUGCGCCUUCGUCGCCUCGGCCGGCUGCGCCUUGUCCGGCUGCGACUUCGUCGCCUCAUCCGGCUGCGCCUUCGCCGCACCGACCGGCUGCGCCUCAGCCUCGUCCCGCCGCCUCGUCCGGCUGCGCCCUCGCCGCCUCGUCCGGCUGCGCCUUCGCGCCUCGUCCGGCUGCGCCUUCGUCGCCUCGUCGGCUGCGCCUUCAUCGCCUCGUCCGGCUGCGCCUUCGCCGCCUCGUCCAGGCUGCGCCUUCGCCGCCUCGUCCGGCUGCGCCUUCGCGCCUCGUCCAGCUGCGCCUUCAUCGCUGCGCCUUCGCCGCCUCGUCCGGCUGCGCCUUCGCCACCUCGACCGGCUGCGCCUUCGCCGCACCGUCCGGCUGCGCCUCAGCCUCGUCCCGCCGCCUCGUCCGGCUGCGCCCUCGCCGCCUCGUCCGGCUGCGCCUCGCCGCCAUCAUCCGGGACCCUCCCCGCGACUCGACCGCUAUUCGAGUCCCACGUAG